This is a messenger RNA of Clunio marinus, 3911 nucleotides long. NCBI's taxonomy places the organism in Eukaryota, Metazoa, Arthropoda, Insecta, Diptera, Chironomidae. The record is from the annotation of a GenBank genome assembly.
CGCCGACAAAGUAUCAUUGACAUUGUCUAUUGCUUAUUUAAUUCAUUGACUGAACGUGGAUGAGAAUAAGUACGACAUAGAAGAGAAGCAAUUGAAAAGCAAAUAAAAGUGAAACGAAAGUUUAAUUUGCUGAACAAGAAGAAAAAGAAAAAAAGUUUGAAGAAAAAUUGAACAUUAAUCAUAAAUGAAAAGAGAUUUAAAGUGCAAUUGAAAGUGUUAGAUAAGAAAUAAUUUCAUUUAAAAGAGUGUGAUAAAUUAAAGUGGGAUAAAAAUGAAAUAUAUCACAAUCAACUUUGUUCUGCUGCUGCUAUUCUUCAUCAGCAAAAUCAACCAAAUCCAAUGCCUGUGCGUCCUAGAAUCAGAUUUCGGCUUCUCGAUAAAUUGUAAUUUUAAAAAGUCGGGACUGUUUCGAGUGAGAAAUUUGGGUGGUCUUAAAGCGCAUUUUGGUUUAGGCUUCAGCUUAGGUGACGAAUUAGGAUUUCCUGAGUCUCUCGGAAAUGUCGAAGCUAAUAAGAAGAGAUCACUUGAUGUUCGAAUGGGAAAUAAUGCGAUUGGAGUUUUACCUGCUGCACAAAUGCCGGUCACAUCCAUCCGAAUGCGACCUCAGGCAACAAUUUCUCCAAGUCAUUACAUGCAGAUUCAGACAAUGAUUCCGCGUCCCGCUAUGUCAGCACCUAAAUUGUAUAAGAAGCAACCUCUGAUGACUGAAGCUUCGUCACUUCCAUUGGGUGUUCCACGAUUCAAGACAAUUCCAAAAGGAAUGUUAAAAGUUAAAGAGGAUUUGUAUAAGCAUCAAAUAACUUCACCGGCUUUGCCAAAGUAUAAUGAUCAACGUCAGUUAAGCGGAGCUAACAGGUUUCUGAAAGCAAUGGCAACCACGGGCGUACAAACAUCUGGUGAACGUGUCAGUGUAAUUUAUUCAGCACCCGUUCCUGAAUUUCAAGCACUUCCUUCUUCAAUCGUCACCGCCCAAAUUGUUGAGCCGACAAAAGUCGAAUAUCAUCCAAAAGAAGAAAAGCUACCAGAAGUUGAUUUGAAAGGACACACAGUUGAAGAAUUGGCAGCCGUAGCAAAAGUUUCUGUUGAUGUUAUUAAAGCAGCCAUAAAACUUCGGCAACAACAAAUGGCUUUGGAGAAGAAAAUUUAUGCAAAUUUUCCCAAACAGCAAACUUUUAAAAAACCAACAACGCCCCAGUCAUCGCAGGUUGUAGAAUUUCAAUGGCCUGAGAAAGUAGUAAGUUAUUCAACAACCGCAGAGCCAAGCACAACGAGAUAUAUACCGAAGAAAAAGGUCACUAAGAAACCCAUCAUCAAAAAUGGUCACAAAGUGAUGAAUGCACCAAAGGAAUUCUACCCGGUUGGAUACGAGAAAAACUUUGACGACAGCUUCAAAUCACGAAUCGAUUUCCCAGCCACGUCAUUCCAUUGUGGUGAUCAGAAGCACUUCCCAGGCUUGUACGGUGAUCAAGAUUUGGGCUGCAUGGUAUUCCAUGUUUGCGCAAUAACUGACGAUGGUUUGGUUAUGAAGUCGUUCUUGUGUCCUGAAAGCACACUUUUCGAUCAGACAAUCUUGAAAUGCAAUUGGUGGUUCUACACUGAUUGCAAAGACAGCAAAUCUCUCUACGAUUCAAACUUGCCGGUGUCAAAAAGCUACCAAUUGAUGAAAUCACUUUCCUAUUUCAACAAACAUUAUAAAAGUUCAACGAACUCAACAUCUACUGAAUUACCCGAGAAAUCUGAUGAAGAUAAUAAUAAUAAUAUUCAGGAAGCUGAGACCCCAAAAUUUUAUUCAGUGGCUAAUGUAGGAGAUGAAUUAGGAUUUCCGGAGUCAUUAGGCAAUGUGGAAGGUAGCAGACGGAGAGCGCUUAACCUCAGAACUGGUGGAAAUACACUUGGCGUGUUGCCUGGAGCUAAAAUGCCGGUUAAGAAAGCAGUGCCAAAACUACAUCAGAGUCGUCCACAAGCAGUUACAACAUCACACCAAAUGAUUCAGAUGCAAACGAUGGUACCACGUCCCAUGGUUUCAACACCUCAAGGGUUCAGGAAGCCAAAUCAAAUGACUGAAGCAACGUCACUGCCGUUAGGAGUUCCAGCUUUUAAGCCGAUACCUCGUGACACCAUAAAUGUCAGUGGAUCAACGACAAAAAUGACAUCAACAGGAAUCGCAGAACAAGAAACUUAUGACAACAAUCAAAAAAGCUAUCGAAGCGUUCCUUCGUUUUCUUCCAAGCAAACACAGCACUCAAGAAUUUCUUUUGGACAGGAACAUCGAGUAGGAAACGAAAUUCAACAACCGAUAGCGCAGCCGCUUGUUCAAACAUUCGAGAAUGAAGAGCUACCUCAAGUUGAUUUGAAAGGACAUACAGUAGAAGAGUUGGCAACAGCAGCAAAUGUAAGUGUGGAAGUCAUUCAAACAGCAAUAAAAAUGCGCCAACAACAAAUGCUACUUGAAAAGAGAAAUUAUGCAAACACAUUUAAUCAAAGAAAUGAUGGAAGUCAUGCAACAAUUCAGACAACGCCAACAACAAUAAUUAGAACGACACCGACGACUACUACAGCACGUACAACAACAACGCGGUACGUGCCUAAGACAAAAGUUACCAGACGGCGAAUUGCCGGUGGUCACAAAGUUAUGAAUGCACCGAAAGAAUAUUAUCCAGUCGGUUACGAUAAGAAUUUCGAUGAUAAUUUUAAAUCGAAAGUCGACCUUCCAGCAACAACGUUCCAUUGUGGUGAUCAGAAACAUUUCCCUGGAUUGUAUGCUGAUGAAGAUCUCGGCUGCAUGGUUUUCCAUGUCUGUGCAUUGACUGAUGAUGGCUUGAUUAUGAAGUCGUUCUUGUGUCCUGAAAGCACACUUUUCGACCAGACAAUCUUGAAAUGCAAUUGGUGGUUCUACACUGAUUGCAAGAGCAGUAAAUCUCUCUACGAUUCAAACUUGCCGGUGUCAAAAAGCUACCAAUUGAUGAAAUCGCUGGCUUUCUUCAAUUCUAAUUAUAAGAAACCUGGAAACGGUACAGCAGAUGCAAUCGAUAAUGGAAUUGAUGUUGAAGCACUCAGUAAUUCAUUUAGUUCAAAACGGAAUCUUUAAAUAAACAAAAUGCUAUGAAAAUUGAUUGUUUAUCGGUAGACAAUUGGAAUGAUUAAAAUUCACGUGAAUCGUUAAAGAAUUGUUCCGAUAAGUCAUCAAACUUUCAGCAUGACCAGUCUAACUAGGAAUUUUUCCAUUGUAAAAAAGAAUGAACAAUUUUUGAGUUAAAAUCUAGUUCAAUUAAAUAGCGCUCUUUAUUUAUUGUCGUGAAUUAAUGUUUAAGUUUUAUCGUGCAGAAAAGGUUAAAAACUUUUCCAUGAAUAAGGAAAUUGUUUUAUUUUUAUUAUCACUGCCCAGGAAAACUGAAAAUUCCCAGCACUCUUUACUGAUAAACUCUUCUUUUAUAGUUUUUAAUGAAAUAAUAUUAAUCAUCAUGGAGUUCGGACACUUCUAAUGUACACUCAUGUGUUCCCUUAUCAUUCUUUCUUUCUUUACUUGUAGUGAGGUCAAAAAAGAAAGAACAUUUUAAAACUAGAAAUAUCAAGUUAAGUUUUACACACUGAAAGUUUUGCUCACUCAUUGUUUUUUGAAACAAUAUUCUUAAUAUAUGUAUUAGAAUUCACAUCAUUUGUCUAUUCAAUUCAACGCAUUGAGAAAACAAAAACUCAUUGAUCUACUCAGAUUUCAUUAGAUGAUGUUACAAGGGCAAAUCGUAAUAUCAAUAUUUAUAUGAAAUUCAUAAACUUUGUCGAUAAAUUGAUAGAUUUUAUUUAAAGAAAUAUUUAUUUUUGAUGAUGAAUAAAAAGAAAAUAGAAAUAAUUAGACCAAAAGCACCUUGUCGAUAUAGCAUUUUAAAAAGAACUGCAACUCUAAAUAUUUUCCG